CAUCAGUGGAUAUUGAAUUGUCGACUGUGUUUACAUUAGGACAAAACCCAUAUACAGAUUGAAUGACGCACAGGCUGGAACAGUAGCCAAAUAAACCAAGCAAACAAGCGAGCUGAACUUUUUAAACGCCUUCAGUCAAGUGCGGAAAAGAAUAGAUCACUGACUGGAUUAACGAAGCCGUGGACGGAUAAGGAACUAAAAGCAAGCGUAGGGCAUACAAGGGUUCCAAAUGGGAUCGCUAACCAACGUAUCGAACCUCUCGAAUCACAAGAGUACUGGUCUACAUAAUGAAGAUCCUUUAGGCCGAGCAGUCGCUCUUGUUGCCAUAGAAACGAUCUUCGCCUUAGCUAUUACUACAGCCUCUCUCCUAGGUAAUGCUCUUGUCAUCUACGUGGUUCGCAAAGAUUCUCGUUUACGAACGAUUACAAAUGUGUUUAUUGAAAGUCUGGCAUGGACGGAUGUGUGUAUGGCCUUCCUUCAUAUGCCAUUCUGGGUUGGUUCUAUCAUCACUGGAAGAUGGGUUGCCGGCCAAACAUUCUGUCCUUGGGCUGCAGCCAUGCAGUUUACCUUCGGGAUUUGUUCCAUUCUUACAAUGGGACUCAUCGCAGUCAAUCGUUUCUUCAAGGUCGUCAAGAGCAAUUCUUAUGCAAAGUAUUUCAAAAGCCGUCGUUCUGCUGUAUUUUAUUGCUUGUUGGUGUGGAUGGCAGCUGCUCUGCUUGCUACACCACCCUUGUACGGGUGGGGAGUCAUGAGAUAUCACGACAAGUUCGCUUUGUGCACUCUAAUCUGGGAUAAACAGCAUUUGUCUUAUGUCCUUACUAUAAUCCUGGGAGUCAUCAAUGGUACAACGGUGGUGAUAUUCUAUUGCUAUUACAAAAUCUACAAGACAGUCAAGUCAAGCUCGACGAAUGUCGCGGCCCAUCUUCAGAAUAAUGCAUCUCAUGCGACAGACAUCAAGCUCUUGAAAUCCACUUUUGCAGUCGUUUGCUUCUUCUUGGCAACAUGGAUGCCUGUUUCUCUUGUUGUUGUCUAUGAAACUGUAGGCGGUAGACCACCAAGGUUUGUCUUUGCAUCCGUGAUAUUUCUGAUGUUCACCAGUAGUUGCGGUAAUCCGAUCAUAUACGGAAUACUCAAUCCUCAGUUCAGACGAGCAUUCUUAUCUGUAUUUAAAUGUCGUUUAUCGUUCGCCACUGAUGAGGGUUCCACAUCCAAUAUCUUUGCGCAAAGUAGAGCAACGGCCCAGACGUCAACAUUACACUGUGAAAAGCCCCCAAAUGCUUUGGCUCCAACUUCAGUGGGUUAAGAGACUGAAGCUGUAAGCGUUCUGAUCCACCUUCGAUUCGAUGAUGGCUUCGAUUCGGUCAAAAAAGAACUUGCCACAUCUAAAGCAUUAUUUUUGAAAUAGUACGAUAAUCAUGUUCGUAUAUAAUAAUUAUCUUAAUAGUGCAUGUAACUGUAAUCAGAAACGAAAUUUUAAAGGUCGGUAACGGACGCGUUACAUGAUUUUUGCUGAAAUCGGAAAGUCGUAAGAAUUUUGAUUAAACAAGCAGCCACACUUAAAGACUUUUUUAGAGGCAGCACAAGACCGAGGGCACCGACUUUAAGACUGUAAAUAACAUUUAUUUUCCCCGUUAUCCCAUGCCCGCGUACACAUGACGUCUGGAUCAUCUGGACCGAUACUGCUGGAGAUAAUACCGCCCACGCAAAUAGCCAAUCAGAACGCAUGAUUUUUAGGAUAAAUAUAAUUAUCAAUCAAAUUACUUUUUCCGUCGUUUUGAUUGGCCGAGAUAACUGCCUACAAAAUAUAUUCUACCUGCUCAUGCGCAUUACCGUGCAAAGCCGUUUGCUGCAAAUAAUAGUGACACUAUAUUUUGCUCCUGCGCAGUAACCUUGCAUUUGUCAUCAUGGCUUGCUUCCCAAUGACUUGGUAUGUUCGAUAGCCAGCAAAAACAGCCAAAGCACACAGAGGAAACUUGAAAAAAAAUAACUCGAAUGAUAAAACAAUUAUUGAAGUAGAUUAUCACAAAAUAUCGAUAAUUUGUUAGUGUCUUGCAAGCAAUUAUUUUACCUCGGCAUCGGCAAUAGUCCAUAACUAUGUCUAUGUUAGCUAUGAACUUCUGGCAUCGGCAAAUAAUUCAAUUCGUUUGCCAAUAACAAAUCACGAUAUUUUGCUGAACCUCGUACAAUAACUGCUUGUUAUUGCACUUACUCAUUGGAUUUCUAGAUCUUCAUCAGUAACAUCUGAACUUUUUAAGUUUUGUUUUUAUGUACACAUAUAUAGCGUUGCUAUAGAGAUUUGACGACCAUCCAUCUUGGCCUGUAUAGCUGCUUCUUGGUUCCACUCAGUAACUACUCUAGUAACUAAAGAAUAUCCAUUUAGUGAUUUUUUUUAUUGUAUCUAUUCCUGACUUUUUACUUUAACUGUAUAUCUUUUUGCAUCUUUUUAUAAAAUUCGCUCCUGAUAUCUAGCGGAGUAGAAAUCAUGUACUACAAGGCAGUUUAAUUUCCAUAAAGCGUACAUGGCAGAUGUUCCCUGUCCCAUCGUGCUGUCAGUACGAUAAUAUGAACUGAUCAGCUGCCCUACUAUUCAGUGAAUUGGCUAUGAUUAUGCUAAAACAAGAAUUUACGUAGGUGUAAAGUAGAAAUAAAAAUAUUGCAAAUUUGCUGGAUGCAAAGUAAA
Actinia tenebrosa (Australian red waratah sea anemone) is the source of this 2680-nucleotide messenger RNA. RefSeq names its product visual pigment-like receptor peropsin. Gene Ontology annotation, biological process: G protein-coupled receptor signaling pathway. The record is from RefSeq and is a predicted model, not a curated record. Lineage: Eukaryota; Metazoa; Cnidaria; Anthozoa; Actiniaria; Actiniidae. Gene Ontology annotation, molecular function: neuropeptide Y receptor activity. Gene Ontology annotation, cellular component: membrane.